Molecule: messenger RNA, 1003 nt
Organism: Armigeres subalbatus
Lineage: Eukaryota; Metazoa; Arthropoda; Insecta; Diptera; Culicidae
Product: cuticle protein 12.5-like
Exons: 3
Coding region: 147-575 (142 amino acids)
Source: RefSeq, a predicted model, not a curated record
AACCAGCGAGAUUUUCCAACUAUAAAUAGUCAGGAUCAAAGCUCCGAAAAGCAUUCCAGUUCAGUGUGUCAAAGUGUAACAAAGCCUCAGCAGCUUUAGUAAAUUUUCAUCUCACAGAAAAUCAGAAAAACCCAAACCACAUCAAAAUGUACAAGUUCUUGGCUCUCCCUCUGUUCUUCGCCGCCGUCUCGGCCGGAUACCUCGGAGCUCCCCUGGCCUACAGUGCCCCCGCUUAUGCCCCAGCUGCCUACGCCCACGCUCCACUGGCCGCUGCCUACUCCGCCCCACUGGCCUACCAUUCCCCAGUCGUGAAGGCCGUUGCCCCAGUUGCCUACCACGCCCCAGUUGUUAAGGCCGUCGCUCCACUCGCCACCUCGUACGCCAACACCUACAAGGUCUCCGUCAAGGCUCCAGUCGCCUAUGCCGCCCCAGCCUACGCUGCCCAUGCUUACGCCGCCCCAGCCUACGCCGCCCCAGCCUACCAUGCCCCAGCCGUCGUUGCCCAUGCCCCAGCCGUCGUGGCUGCCCCAGCUUACCACGCUCCUCUGGCCUACGCCGGCGGAUACCUGCACUAAGUAGUUCAACGGCAGCAGCAGCAGCCGCCGCACCACACCACCCAACAGCACAACCUGUCCCUAUACUCGUUUCCUCCUGGCCCUACCUGUGGGGGGAAACUCCAUCUCAACCGCAACCUCCCUUUUCAUCACAACAUGCCAACGACGGGCGCAGCAUAGCGCGCGACAGUGAAGCUGGUUCUUCGCAGCAAUAGCAGCUGUCAAACGCUACUGCCCUCUGUUAAGUCAUCAUCGAAUAGCAGUGUGUGUGUACGUGCGUGCGUGUGUACGUACGUACGUGCGCGGAAUAAAUGAGUCUAAUUGUGUACAUAUGAUGUAUAGUUUUUUCUGUAUUUAUUUGUGAAGAAAAGCAACAAAAAAAGUAAAAAUCGUUUGAAAAUCAGUUUUAUUUUUAAUCAACAAAAAAUUAAAUUGAUUUUGCAGUUAAA